Eruca vesicaria subsp. sativa (arugula) is the source of this 1013-nucleotide messenger RNA. The record is from the annotation of a GenBank genome assembly. Lineage: Eukaryota; Viridiplantae; Streptophyta; Magnoliopsida; Brassicales; Brassicaceae.
UCUGAAAUUAGGCAGUGUUCAUCUUCUUCGAUUUUGGCAUCUCCAAAGUCCUAAGGCGAUUACUCUCAAUCAGCUAAUUAGAUUUAAAAUAGACUUUGUUUUGGGGGUGGCGUUGUUAAUUAGGGUUCUGUUCAAAAUUUAAUCUUUCCCUUUUAUACGUCUCGGAAUUGCAUAUGGGUCGAUACAAGGAGAUUCCAACAGCUGUUAGGGUUUAUACAGUUUGCGAUGAAUCAAGAUACUUGGUAGUACGAAACGUACCGGCUUUAGGUUGUGGUGACGAUCUCAUGAGAUUGUUCGCUACUUACGGAGAUAUUGAAGAAUGUAAACCAAUGGAUGCAGAAGACUGUGAGCAGUUUACUGAUGUCUAUUGGAUCAAGUUUCGUCUCAUCGCUAAUGCAAGAUUUGCAAAGAGGAAGUUGGAUGACUCAGUUUUCUUGGGAAAUCGACUCCAGAUUUCGUAUGCUCCUGAGUUCGAGAGUCUCAGUGACACAAAGGAUAAGUUGGAAACAAGGAGGAAAGAAGUGCUUUCAAGAUCCAACCCCCAGAAAGCCAAGAGCGUCUCACAAGUCACAAAACCAGCUUUGACCCCAAUGGAUAAUUUCUCACAACAAAAGAGUUUACAAAGAGAGAUGGAUUACCAAUUCCAUAGAAGACAUGCUCCUGUUACUCGAGUUUCAUCUGACCAGGAGUAUUUUGCGUCAUCUUCAAUGAAUCAAACGGUUAAUACUGUGAGGGAGAAACUAAACAAGAUUGAAGAAAGUGGUAAGCAGAAGAGGUUAGAAGCAAGCAGCCAGAAUCUGCAAACAGAACCUGACUUGAAGAGAACCCGAAUUGAUAACCGAAGAAGAAUCUAAAACUGAUCUCGGGAAAUGCUACUAAGCUUAAUCAUUUUGACUUGAUCUUAAUAGUAUUCCUGUAUUUGUGAAUAUUGAAAUUUCUUGAGAAAAAACUUCCAAUUUUCCAAUUUUAGUUACUGCAGAAACAAUUUAUGUGUCGUCAAGCAUAUAUUACAA